AUGAAAAACAUUCCCGACUAUACAGCCUGUGACUACCUUAAGGACUUAAACGAACGUCUUAGAGUUGCUAGAGACUCUGCCUUAAGAAACGUCCAAGCUAUGAAAGAGAAAGCCAAAGACAGAUACGACAGUACACCAGACGCAAGUGAUGCAAAACACUACGACGAAUGUAUCGAUUUACUAGAAAGACAUUUCCCACUCGUAAAAUCCGAACCCCUAAAACUAUAUCAUAUAUAUUCAACUCCUAUCCAACAUCCCAAUUCCUCUCUUUAUACAACCAUCCUACCAGAGCAUAAGUUUCUAGCCACAAACCCCAGCGGUCAAACAUACAUUUCAACGAGCUCGCUAGACAAUUGCAAGACCUUCACCGAGAAAAGAAUCGUUUGCAAUGACCUCAUCGUUUAUGACGCCGAUACACGUCCAAUAUGCGAACUCCAAGCUCUUUUCACCAUUUCAAAGAAGAUCCCAAGCACCUGCACAAGUUCUACAUUUGUCGCACAGAUAAAUACGUUCCAGUCGUUAAAUGAUAACAGAUGGCUCUUCAUCCUAACAAACUCAACGCCAUGCGUCCUCCAAUGUGACAACGAAGUAUCCCACCAUCUCAUCCAAGGAUCCGGCAUAAUCACAUUAAAAGAAAACUGCAAACUUCACACUGGAUACAGCACGCUUUCAGCACAUAAAACAAAAAAAGAAAACAUUACGUCCCCAAUCAUCAUCCCUGAUCUUAACAUUCAGGACUGCAUUGAAGAAAACAAAAAGACCGAAGUACCAAACUUACUUCCUAUUUCUCUAAAUGAAAUUCCUUUGGACUCCCUCAAUAAUAUCAAACAUCAAUUAGACAACCAUCACGAAGAAAUCCAAAAAUUUAAAAACAAGCCAUUUAUUGAAAGAAAUCAGAACGGAUUUUCCUGGUUCUCCAUUAUAACCGGAACUUCUAUGAUUUUAUUGAUGUUAUAUAUACUUUUCAAAAAAUAUAUUCAACGCCACCAAAGACACAACCAUGGAGAAAAUAGUUGCAUUCAAAUUUUCAACAAUUGCCUCGGUUCAUCCUCGCGACGACGAAUAACACAUGUUCAUAACAUCCCGAUGAGAACAACAGAUCCUCCGUUUCCAGUUAGAACAUCCUGCAUCUCCGAAGACGAAGACGACGCCUCAAACACCACCCAAAGAUCGGACGCUAACGCCCAAUCUUUAUUCUAAGAGGGGAGGUGUUAUAUAAUACCUACUAUAUAUAAGACAACUCUAAUAUAUAAGAACCAUAGUACAUAAGAAUUCUCACUCUAGUAUAUAAUGUUAUAUCAAGAUCUCAUGUUACUAUUUUUAAGUUGUAUUUGUUCUUCCUAGUAUUAUUCGUCAUUCCUAAUGUUAUUUGUCGCCCCUAAUGUUAUGUUCCUGUAUAGAUAAAUUAUCUUGUUAUUGUUUCCAUAUUCUAAUCACUUGUUUACCACUCCUCUAAUUCUCAAAAAUAUUGUAUCUCAUAAUUAAGUUAACAAUAAGUCAUUCGACAAACGAUUCUAUUUGUGCCUCCCACUAUUCCAAAAACCAUCUAUAUAAUAGU
Messenger RNA from Papilio polytes (common Mormon), 1558 nucleotides. RefSeq lists its product as uncharacterized. The coding region runs from base 1 to 1200 and encodes 399 amino acids. The record is from RefSeq and is a predicted model, not a curated record. NCBI's taxonomy places the organism in Eukaryota, Metazoa, Arthropoda, Insecta, Lepidoptera, Papilionidae. The transcript is spliced from 3 exons.